Messenger RNA from Grosmannia clavigera kw1407, 3777 nucleotides. Its product is annotated as gram domain containing protein. Gene Ontology annotation, molecular function: sterol transfer activity; sterol binding. The transcript has 3 exons. Gene Ontology annotation, cellular component: mitochondrion; endoplasmic reticulum-plasma membrane contact site; cortical endoplasmic reticulum. NCBI's taxonomy places the organism in Eukaryota, Fungi, Ascomycota, Sordariomycetes, Ophiostomatales, Ophiostomataceae. Bases 1 to 3777 code for a protein of 1258 amino acids. Gene Ontology annotation, biological process: intracellular sterol transport. The record is from RefSeq and is a predicted model, not a curated record.
AUGAUAGAAACGAACAUAAGCGCAGCCAGCAGCCCGUCGACGAACGGCAGCCACAAGAAACAUCUGAUCCCGCGGUCCAUCUCCGUCAGGCGGCGGCGGAAGUCGCUUAGCAGCGGCCACAGCAGCGGCAACGGCAGCCUCAACGACACCACAAUGUCUCCGCAGUCACGCGGUCGUGAUGUUCGAAGCCGCGAUGCGCCAGACGGGAGCGACGGCGACGAAUCCCUCAGCCAGGCGGACGAGAGAGGAGCCGCAGCAGGGGCGUCUGCCACAGACCUUCCACUGCCAGCGCCCCUUUCCAGCCACCCGUCCCAGAUCGGAUACCUCACGACGUCAUCGCCGCUAGUCCAGGCGGAAUACGUCCACGGAGUCCGGACGCCGACUCAGUCAGAUUACGAGAGGCUCGGGCGAACCUCCACCCUGUCCGCCAAGCCCACCAACUCUGGUGCUUUUGUCCCGACCUCCACCGUCACCAUCCAGACCGGCCUUGCGCCUCCCCCGUCCAAAGUACGAAGAUCCCCGUCGCCCGCUGGCCGUUUCCGCGACGUCUUCAAGUCUCGGAAGAGCUCUAGCACGGCCAACUCCAGUCCGGAGCGGGAGCGACAGCAUCCCGACCACAACCAGCUCGAUCGGAGCAUCAAGAGCCCAGAAACCCGAAACCCGAACAUCUCGGCGGCCCCAUCUCCAGUCGCCCCUCCUCCCGUACAGACACCCAUCCCCGACGCGUCUUCGGCCGAGGGCGCAAAUCACAACGGCGAGCCAUCUGAUGCGUCCAGAGUAAAGGCGGCAGACCGAUUUCGCCGUCUCUCCAAGGGCCAGAAGAUCGAGACCGGCCUGAUUGCGGUGCGGCCAGAGACCCCACCCUCAAGCGAGACGUCUGCCCCUGUCAUCGUCAACACUCCUCCCACACCAACCGAGUCGAUCCACCCAGUGGCUCUCUCUGGCACUCGGCACAGAGCAUCCCCAGGCACGGCCACCCUUCCAUCGAUCGACGCCCCCAAUGCAUCCCCUGCUGCUUCCAUAAGCAGCAGCAGCAUGAUUUCGCAGAGACGAGCACGUGCAGGAUCUCUCGGACCAAGCAAGCUGUCCAACUAUACGCUUGCCCCUAUCUCACCGAACCCCGACUACGGACAGGCCGGCCAGACGACCCCCUCGAGCGGCUUCUUCUCGUCUAUGUUCUCGGUUGCACAGAAUGCUACAAACAGUCUGAGCAACGCCGUCACCAACACCAACAUCUCCAGUCCGUGGAACAGCAACAACAAGAAGCCGGGGACGACCACGUCGGGCAGAGAAUACGACGCCGACGACGGACAGGAAGCCGAGGGUGUCGAGGUAGAGUCUUCUCUCGAUCUCGGUCUAGCACCUUCUCUCACCUCAUCGCAGCCGAAAGAGCCUGCGGUGAAGACGCUUGGUCUUGGAGACCUCAGCCUGAGCCAGCUGGGCAUUAUCGACCAGCCAGAAGAAGAAGAAGAAACAAAGGCAGCAGUGGCCAUACCGCCCGCCGCACACGUGCAAUCCAGGAUGUCGGAAGGCGGGUUUGAGUCGAGACGGCGGUCGGAGUCGGCUCCUGCUGACCCGUCCAUCCUAAACAACCCGUCCGAACAGGAGGAACAUGGCGCCGACGAUGCGGCGUUGCUGGCCGUUCGGCCGUUGUCUGUGUCGGAUGGGACCGGCCACGAAGAUGGCACGCCGCCGACGACCAGCAUAAAUGGCGACAAGGAAAAGGCCUUUGCGCUCCAUCGCUCCGGCAGUGCAAAGAGCGCGCACGGGCGGCGGAGAGGCCGCAACAGCUCGGCUGCGAAGGGCGGUGCGUCGAAUACGAUCGCGGCUGCAGUUGCGGCGGCCAACCUCUCGGGCGUCAACCCAACGGUGCCGGGGAACGCGCCCAAGCUGACGGGCUUCGCGGUGGCCAGCAAGAAGCGGAACCGCGAGUUUCACAACCUGUUCAAGAGCGUGCCCGACGACGACUAUCUCAUCGAGGACUACAGCUGUGCUCUGCAGCGCGAGAUUCUGGCGCACGGGCGCCUUUACGUAUCGGAGGGCUACAUCUGCUUCAGCAGCAACAUUCUCGGCUGGGUGACGACGCUGGUGAUGAGCUUCGACGAGGUGGUGUCGGUGGAGAAGCGGAGCACGGCUCUCGUGUUCAAGAACGGGCUGAUGAUCUCGACGCUGCACGCGAAGCACAUCUUUGCCAGUUUCGCGAGCCGAGACUCGACAUACGACCUGAUUGUCAAGAUCUGGAAGCUCGGCCACCCCAGCCUGCAGAGCUCGCUGAACGGAGUGCACAUUGACGAGACGGGCGGUGACAAGACGGAGAAGAUCGAGGACCGGGGCGAUGUGUCUGUCGAGAGCCGCAGUCUUUCAGCAUCGGAGGACGAGAGCGAAGACGACUCGGACGAGGUGUACGACGAGGAUGCGGAAGACGAGGAUAUGCACGAGACGGCAUACGUGUCGGAUGCAGGCGGCGCAGCGGCCGACACAGGCGCCGAGAAGGCGGUGACGCGCAAGACGUCUGGCACAGCGUCGAACGGAGCGGCGGCCGACAAGCCCAAGGACGCGACGGCACCGGCAGCAGGCGGCGACUUCCCCGGCCCUCUGACGCAUGCGGCGACCGACUGCGGCGACACAGGGUCGCACUACGACAGGAUCCUCGCAGACGAUGUGAUUGGGGCGCCGCUGGGGAAGGUGUUCGGCUACGUGUUUGGAGCGACGUCGGCGACGUGGAUGAUCAAGUGGCUGUCGAACGACCAGAAGUGCCUGGACGUGCAGGUGUCGGACAAGAAGGGCCUGGGCCCGGAUAAUAAGACGCGGACGAUAUCGUACGUCAAGCCGCUGAACGCGCCGAUCGGGCCGAAGCAGACCAAGUGCAUCGUGACAGAGACGGUGGAGGCGAUUGAUUUUGACAAGGCGAUCAACGUGACGUGCGCGACGCAGACGCCAGAUGUGCCGAGCGGCAAUGUGUUUACGGUCAAGACCAAGUACUGCUUCUCGUGGGCAGAGAACAACGCGACGCGGGUGCAGAUCAACUGCACGAUUGAGUGGACGGGGAAGAGCUGGUUGAAAGCACCGAUCGAAAAGGGGGCCAACGACGGCCAGACGCAGUACUCCAAAGACCUGUUUGCGAGCCUGAAGGAGGCGCUCUUGUCGUCGUCACGGUCGCGUGCCGUGGCAGGCGAAGAUGGGCCGGGAGCCAAGGGCCGGAAAAAGGGACGAAAAGGCAAGCCGGCUCCAUUGUCGGGACCGACACGCGAAGUCGAGAGCGUGGCCAAGAAGCCGGAAGUUAAGGCAGACUGGGGGCCAUUGGAGCCGGUACGCGGGUUGGUCGAGCCGCUGAUGGACGUUGUGCAGCCGCUGCUGACGGGCAACGUGAUGUACGGGCUGCUGGUCGGGCUGCUGGUGGCAGCAUGGUUCGGCUUUGGCUUAACGUCACGCCGACAGCCGCCGAUGGGACAGCCGGGACAGCUGGGAUACGGCGGCAGCAGCAGCGAUCUCGGCUACCGGGCAGCCUAUCCGGAGCGUGUGGCCGCGUACGACGAGAUCUGGCAGCGCGAGGAGAGCGAGCUCUGGAGCUGGUUGGAGGAGCGGGUCGGACUCGACCGACGGAUGGACGGUGCCAGCGCCGGUUCGAAGAGGGGGAUGGACGCCCGAGUGGUCCAGGACAAGCUGCACGACGAUCCGAUGGACAGCCGGGACAUUCAGGAGGCUAUCCGCGUGACGGAGGAGAAGCUCCGGGUUCUCCGGUCCGUGGUCGAGCGGCAGGCCGGCGGCAGUGCUUGA